AUGAUUCACGUGUUCAAUCAUCCAAUUGAGCCCACUUCUCUCGACGAAUUUCAUCAGGAAAAAGAUGGACAAGAGGGAUUAUUUGAUGUGAAUAUAAAACGUCGCAAAGAAGUCAAAUAUCUAGCUGAUGGGCGGAAAGAGAUUAAUGGGGAUUUACAAGAGAAAAAGGCUCCAAACGAGUUGUGGCGUACAACAAUCACUCGGGGAAUGGCUCAAGAAUGGAGGGAAAGAGCUGAAGGGGGAAGACUUCAACAAGCAAGGAUCUAUCUUCGUGAAAUGGCAUACAAUGUGCUUGGAUGUUUGACAAAUCUCGGGACUUCUCUAAAAGCUUUCCACCCUCCAUCCUCGUCAAUGACGACUCUCCUGCUCGUCGCACUCAACAUCUUCCUCGUCCUCGGUCUCUUGCGUAUCAUGAAAAUUCUU
Mesorhabditis belari is the source of this 423-nucleotide messenger RNA. The record is from the annotation of a GenBank genome assembly. NCBI's taxonomy places the organism in Eukaryota, Metazoa, Nematoda, Chromadorea, Rhabditida, Rhabditidae.